AUGCAGAGGAAGCAGAAGGACAAUAGCGAACAGAAAACAGAGAGGAAAGAAAGAAUGGGGAACCGAGAUAACAGAGAGAACAGAGCGAUCAGAGAGAGGAAAGAGAACAAAGACAAUAGUGAGAAUAGAGAGACCAGCGUGAACAGAGGGAACAGAAGGAAUAGAAGGAACAGAGGAAACAGAAGAAACAGAGGGAAUGGAGAGAUCAGAGGGAACAUAAGCAACAGAGAGAACAGAGAGAGAACAACGAACAGGGAGAGCGGAGAGAAUACGGAGAGCAGAAAAAACAGAGGGACUAGAGAAAAUAGAGGGAACAGAAAGAACAGAGGGAAUAGGAAGAAGAUAAUUAAGAGAACAAACAGAGAGACCAGAAGGAACACAGAGAGGGAACAACGAAGAAGACAGAGCACUGAAAAUAGGGAUAACAGGGAGACCAGAGGUAGCAAAAAUAGCAGAGAAAAGAUAAGGAAUAGGAAAACAGGAAAUGGUAAGAAGAGAAGGAGUAGAGAUAAUAGAAAGAACAGAGGCAUUAGAAGAAGCAUAGUGAGAAGAGAGAGCAGAGGAAAUAAAAGGACUAAAAAGAACAGAAGAAAUAGAAGGAAAAGGGAGAAGAGAAGACAUCAGAAAGAGCACAAAGAACAGAGAGAAAAAUCAGAAGGGUCAGAAGGAACAGAGAAAACACAGCGAGAAGAGAGAGCAAAAAGAGCGGAGAGAAUACAAGGAGCACUAAGAGCAGACAUAGUGAAGUUGGCAGAGAGAACAGAGGGUGGAAGCAACAGAAGGAACAGAAGAAACAGAGGAAAUAGAGAGAAGAAAAGGAGUGGAACGAAGAGCGAAGACAGAGAACAGAGAGGAAAGAUCAGAAUGAUCAGAAAUGACAUAGAAAACAUAGGGAGACGAGAAAGCAGAAAGAGUGGAGAGAAUAGUGUGAACAGUAAGAGCAGAUAUAACAAAGACAGGGGAGACAAUGGAAACCACAAAGAGAACAGAAGGAACAGAGGAAAUAGAGAGAAGAGAACGAGCAGAACCAAGAGGGAUACAGAGAAGAAAGGGAAAAGAUAG
Messenger RNA from Zophobas morio, 1062 nucleotides. RefSeq names its product splicing regulatory glutamine/lysine-rich protein 1-like. Lineage: Eukaryota; Metazoa; Arthropoda; Insecta; Coleoptera; Tenebrionidae. The coding region runs from base 1 to 1062 and encodes 353 amino acids. The record is from RefSeq and is a predicted model, not a curated record. The transcript has 6 exons.